GGGAGGGAGAGGGGGGAUGUGAGGUUUGAGGAUGAGAAGGUAAGUCGGAGGGAGGCGAGGCGGAAGGAGAGGGAGCGGGAGGAGAUGGAGACGGAGCGGGAGCAGGAGCGAGAUCGAGAGCGACAACGGGAGAUGGAGCGGGAACGCGAACGCGAACGAGACCGAGACCGAGAAAGAGAACGACAACGCCAAGUUAUAAAGGAGCAAGAGGAAAGGGAGGAGCGCGAAAGGAGGAGGAUGAGGCAGAAAGAAAGAGAGGAGCAGGAGGAACUCGAGAACCGGAUGCGCCGACGAGAGAAAGAGGAAGAAGAGGCGAAGGAACGAGUACGUGAUUCUUCUUCGACGCGUGCCAGAGAGGAAGCGGCGCGCGCACAACAAGAAUACGAAGCUGCCCGAGCCAGACGAGAAGAGAUACAGCGCGAAUUGUACAGUCGCAAAGACGAGAAAAGCUCCGAACCGAAACCCCACGAAGCGGAGAUCGAUCGCCAGAUCGAGCGGAAGCAAAUCGAGCUUCGAGGGCGGGAGCAGAAAGCUCUGGGCCAUAAUCCUGCCGUGCCGAUUGCAGCAGCCGCCGUUGCUGGUGCGGUCGCCGUGGCUGCUGGGACGAUGAUGUCGCGAUCUGAAAGCGAUCAGGGGAGUCGGCAUGAGAAGGUUGUCGAGCCGAGGGAAUUCCGAACGGUGGCUCCAAAGGAACCGUAUCAGGUCGUGGAACCGAAAGAGAUCCCAAUCGUUGCGCCAGAAGAAUCGUAUGCUGUGCGCGAGGCGCGCCAUGUCACGAUUGAGCCUUCCCAAGUCGCUAUUGACUUCGUUCACGGGGACGCGCUCGCAGACCCCGACUUCUUCAAGAAACGGCGAAAGGCAAAACAGGCGCAGCCGCAGUCACCUCCAGAGCCUGAAGAUAAGGCGAGAUCGAAGAAAGAAGCCGAGCUUGCAAGGCGUGCGGCGGAUCGAGUUAUCGAAGAUCUGGAACACAAGUACGAAGCUGGACCAGUCAACCAAGCCGAUUUCUUCACGCCAGAUAUCCUCAAAGAUCAUAGCGCGCCGGCAAGCCCGAGGAUUGAACCGAAUGCGGACAACGAUAUGACGGUCUACCAUGACCCGCACGAUGCUGCAAUGGCAAGCAGGUCCGUUCCUCCUUAUGAGAAGCCAUAUGCGCUGCAUGUGGCUGGGUUGAGCCCGCAUCCUUGGCCGGUGCCGACACUUAAGCUGAUUGAGCCUACUCCGCCUCCAAGCCGGGCUACUACUCCCGUUCCAUCGGAGCCACCCGGGGCCGCUGAAACGACAACUGCCGAACCAACCCCCUCAGCGCCAGCAGUCGCCGAGCCAACGGUCCCCGAGCCAACAACCGCUGAACCCACAACCGCUGAACCCACAACCGCUGAACCCACAACCGCUGAACCCACAACAGCUGGCGCUGCGGACGAGCGAACCAGGAGUACGGGAAGCAAAGUCACCUGGGGCAAAGAUCAGACCCACCACUACGAGGUACAGGCGCCUGAGGGUCACCGGGACAGCUACAAUGCCGACCCAGAUACCAGGGGAGCUCAUUAUGAGAUUGCCGUCGACGUGGAUGAUCCAGAGGGUCCGAAGAGGACAACAUAUAAGCAUGAGAACACGGAAGAGCCAGCUUGGGCUGCGUCCCGGGAUAUCUCACCAAUUCGCAUCCCAUCUCCUGUACGCCGCAGCGUCUCACACUCUCCGGUACGAGAUACCGAGGGUGACAUCACAGAUGACCGGCGCGUCGUGAAUUCGGAUGAGGAACAGGAGAAGGUGUAUGAAUCGCAUUCACCACACGUCGAGCCGGUGGUCGUUACGCCUGGUGAACAGGAGGGGGGCUCGUUAUAUCGAACCCCAUUCUAUGAGACGGUCACAGACCUUGGAUUUGAUGCAGACGAGCCUCCUGGUACUGGACAUGGCGCUGUCUUAGGCGAAGUGGAAGAAGAGGAGCCGAGGACACCUAGACGGUCUGCACAUUCAGCCAUGCCUGGAGGAUUUGACGAUGAGGAAGACUCCCCGGUACUCGACCGAGCUCCGGAACCAACACCUCCUCGUGAGAAGAGGUCGAAGAAGUCCAAGUUCGCCGACAUCGCUGCUUCAGCAGCCGCGGGUGCAGCUGCGUCUACGAUCGCUCGCGAAAUUGGCAUGGAAGAUGAGCCAACGCGAAAUGGGAAUCGUAGCAUCGUCGAAGAAGAACCUCCAUCCUCCAAGAAGGGGAAGAAAAAGAAGAAGAAAGGUUCCAGAGCCUUCUCUCCUGAAGCAACCAGUUCUCCUUCUCGGGCGUCACUGCCCGAGGACAUCGAUGAUGAGCUCGCAACCUCCCGAGAUUUCUCCCAGUCCGUGGCUGACUCGGGAUAUGUCUCCCGGCCAAGUCAGUCCGUCGCGGAUGUAGCCGAUGCUCCUCAAGAUGCCAGCUUCGCCGACUUUGAGGAGCCGAAGAAAAAGAAGAAGGCAAAGAAGAAGAGCAAGAAUCGCGAUGACGAUUUCGAAAGGUCCGUAGAAAGUAUUGGCGAUGCCAAUAUUGAUCGAGAUGAGACACGCAAGAUUUUCGAGGAACCGGAUUCGUAUGCCGAAGAGCGCGAUCGUGAGAGUUCGAAGUCGCGGAAGUCUCGCCAGGAGGAAGAUUCCGAGCACGAAGAUCAUGAGCGUAGUCGCGAGGCGAAGGCGAGUGCUCGAUUCGAUGAUGACAAGAAAUCACGCCGGAAGAGUCGAGACAAGUAUGACUACGACGAAGAUCGAUCUUCCAAACGUGCCAGCCGACGGGAUUCCGAGAAAUAUGAAACUACUUCUGUCGUCUCAGAGCCUGCCGAUUUCUUCGAAACGCCCAAAAAGUCGAAACGGAGGUCCAAAGGCGUUGACGAUGAUGCUGCCUCUGAGGUUGGAUCGACGGUCUCUUUACCUGCAAAGCCGGGAUCUUCCAGCAGCAAGGUCAAGGAAAAGCGAUCGGGUAUCCUGGGAAACUUGUUCGGGAAAGGCUCAUCUCAAUCUGAAGCGUCAAAAACUUCUACAAGAUCUGUGGAUGAUCAUGACGUUGAUGAACGACGUGUCAAGAAGAAGCGCUCAGGUUCGACGAAGUACGGCUCUGAUGAUGAACCAGAUCGACACUCCCAUCAAUCUGGGGAGAGGAGCGAUAAGAAGCGAAGCAAAGACGAUCAUGGCCUAGAAUCUUCAUCUCGGCGGUCAAAUGGUGAGUCUCGAGAAUCCAAAGAAUACGACAGACGGAAACACCGAAGUCGAGACGAUCGAAGUAGUAGCAGACAUGGAGAUUCCGAUCAGGAGUCUUUUUUAGCCGAGCGGGCAGAGAUGGGACAGGGUCCUCUGCCCGCUAAGCAACCUGUCGUUACUGAUUUUGAGCAAUCAUCACGAUCAUUAACAGAGGACCUUAGCAGGGAAAUAGAUCUCGAAGAUCUUUCAAUAAUACCAGCUCCGAGCGAUGAACCAGAUGUACAUGAAGAAGCAUCUGUCAGCCCGAAAUCGAGUUCGCCGAUGGACUCGAUGGAGCGAAUCCCUCCCCUUACUUUGCCAUCCCAGGAGCGCCCAACGUCCUGGCAUGGCAUGCAGUUGGAUCCGUUUGCUGUGGCUGCUGCAAACAGAGACGAGGCUGCUUCAAGAUCAAUCAGCCAACCACCAUCUCCCCGCCUCACCAGCACUGACGUUCCAUUCGAGCGACUAACUUCCUCUGAAUUCGCGGAAAAUUCACCGUCUUCCCCGCUCGAAUAUCAACGCUCGCAAUCCACAACCGCCAUCCCCGUACGUUUCAGAUGGCAGUCUUCAACGCCUACCCUUCAACGGCUCACAUCAGUGAGCUCCCCUGUUGAAUCGCCCCAAUCCCCUUCCCCCACCUCCCGUUUGCGGCACACCAAGACCCAUUCCGCAGAAUAUCGGACCAACACUCAAGAAGUGCGGCCACUCUACCUCGUCGAGCGAACUCGCCAGAUUCCAGAGGUUGAGGACAGCUAUCCAGAACUUCCAGAGAGCGCAGAAACGUCAAGGAGCCCGUCACUGCAGGAUAUGGAGGAGUUCGUGUCAGCGGUCCAGUCGCCGGAGCAAAGCUUUGCAGAUUUCGCGGAUGUGGCGCCUUUCGAUGAGGGUCGCGAUUUGUUCGUUGACACUACUCUCGAUGACGUUUUAGGAUCGCAGGAGGUCACACCAAGAGCUACCACCUUCCCACCGGGUGUUUUGGAUUUGCUUGCAGACAGAGAAGUCGAACUCGACGCGAGCCAGCAUCAUAUCCUAACACAGACUCGCGACUUGGAUGAGGGGUUGGAAACAGUGUCGACAGCUAAACAAAUUCCGGAGGCCACGCCAGCUCUUGAACGAGCGAGCGUACGGGACUUGGAUAUCUCUACGCUACCGGCACUUCCAGUGAGCAGGCCUUCGACCCCAGAGCAGCUAGUCAAAAAACCCGGCUACUAUUCCCCAAGAGAAAUCGUCGAGCCAAUUUCUGAGGCCGCGCCGACCCUGGAAGCAGAGGAAGUACAAGAUUUUGAUAUCUCUACACUACCUGCCCUACCGGAAAGCAGGCCUUCAACUCCUGAGCAUCUUGACAAAGUACCUACGGGUCUUUCCCUUGGAGAGUUCACCGGAGUAGCGUCGAUUGGUGGUGCUGUUGGUCUCGCUGUGCAUGAGCUCCUGAAGGAUGAUCAGAAAGGACCAACUCGCGAAAUCACGCAGUCCAAGCUUCCAGAGACGAUUGGACAAGAUGCGGGUCAUGCUAUGCCACCACCUUCUGCCCCAGAGCCCAAAGAAGCCCACCCUGACGACCCGACUGACAAGCCAAUAGAACGCGCUGUCAUUGAAGAUGCUGGUUUAGCAGCUACUAUCCAUGAGCGAGAGGCAUCUGAACCGGCAUUUGGCAAGCCAGCCUUAAUCCAAGAAGAACCGGCGACGCCAGUCCCUUUCCUCCUAGCCCGCCGUGAGAGCAAAAAGGCCAAGAAGAAAGACAAGAAGAAAGGAAAGAAAGGCGGCAAGUCGAGCGAGCCCACUCCGGAUGAAUCUGUUGCGGAUGACGUAGCCGUUGACCAGCACCACGAUGUUGAGGAGGCUCCAACUACAAGCCCAGCUGGGGACACCAUCGAAACUGGACUUGAAGCCAGCUCAGGCGUUCCGAGAGCAGCUGCCGAAUUUGCACAGGAACAAGAAGUCGCUGUCCCACAGGCAGAUCAUCGUAUUGAUACUCGCGACGAACUGCCAGCCGCAACCAAUGUUGACCAAGAUGUGGUAAUCGUCCUCGAGGAACCAGCAAAACCGGUGGGGGAAUCCAUUGGCCAAGUAUCUGUGGCCGAAGGCCCAUUUGCACAGCCCUCAGUCAUCGAUCCGGAGACGGACGACAUUGUUGGCGACUGUGGUAUAGCUGAGAUACACACUGAACAUUCCUUGGUCGCCGACGACAUUGCUCUUGCACCACAACCAGUAGAGCAUGGAGUUGAAGACAAAGACAUGACACAAGAUGAGUCUGUUAUUGAACCACUGCCUGGGUCAGAGGAGUCCAAAGAAGCGUUUCCGGCUACUACUGAGGAACCGGAAUGGACGGAGACUCUGAAAUCAAAGAAAGGUAAGAAAAAGGGAAAGAAAGCAAAGGGCUGGGCAGCCUUCGAUGAUGAAGAAACCGAACCCCUUGCCUUCUCCGCCACAGAAUCCAACCCCGAACAAGUGGUUGAGGGACCCAAUGUCGACGUCCAAUCAGAGCAGACUGCCCCUAUUGCUUUCGUGUCCGGAAAGAAGAGCAAGAAAGUCAAGAAAGCCAAACGUCAAUCGACCUUCGAGGAAGCACUCCCUGAUACAAGCGGGACUGGUGGUCUAGCGAAUUCGCCUGACGAGGAUGAAACUUCUCCUAUGCCAGAAGAUGUACCAGAAGAAUCGUUCGAGGUCGCACGUGGACCAGAGGAGGAGCCAUUUGUCCUGCCCACGGGAAAGAAAAGCAAGAAAGAGAAGAAGAAGUCCAAACGCCAUUCGCCUUUCGAGGAAGGAAUUCCUGUUCCGAGUGGAGCGGACGUUCCAAUAGCUGCUCCGGAUGCUCACGAGGGUGCUCCUGUGCCAGAAGUAGUUGAGAUGUCGAAUGAGCCCUUUGAGGUGGAACCAGAACCAGAAGUCGAACCCUUUGUCCUGUCGACAGGGAAGAAGAGCAAAAAGGACAAGAAGAAGGCCAAACGUCAGUCCACAUUCGACGAGGAGCUUCCAGACCCUGGGGCUAUUGAAUCCCGAGCCGCCCCUACUCUGGAGGAAGACGUCGCUGCAGCAGAAGAAGCUGGGCCACUAGAAGUUCCUCCCGCGGUCGAAGUGAACAAGGAAGAAGGCACCUUCGUCGUACCAUCUGGCAAAAAGAGCAAAAAGGACAAGAAAAAGGCCAAACGUCGGCCCACAUUUGCUGAGGAGUUUCCUGAUCCUGGUGCUACUGAAUUCCGAGCCUCCACUCCUACUCCGGAAGAAACCAUCGCAGCCGCAGAAGAAAUUGAGCCCUUGGAAGAUCCUCCUCCGGCCGAAGCGAAUAUGGAAGAAGAGGCCUUCCCCGUCCCAUGUGGCAAGAAGAGCAAAAAGGACAAGCAGAAGGCCAAACGCCAGUUCACGUUCGACGAAGAACAUUUAGAUGAUGGUACGAGGGAUAUUCCAGCCACUGUUCCCGGUCUGGAGGAAGAGAUCAAAGCCGAGAUCCCGGAAGAGCCCCUCGCUGUCGAACUGCGAGAACAAGAGCCAUCAGAAGCGCCUCUCGCGGCCGAAGAGAUCAACAAGGAAGUGCCGUCCGUCACCUCAUCGGGUAAAAAGAGCAAGAAAGACAAAAAGAAGGCCAAACGGCAGUCCGUCCUUGACGAAGUGGAGUCAGAUGCUGCUGCGAACGAAUCUCCAGGCGCCUUUCCUACUCUGAACGAAGAAAUCGAAGCUGAGAUUCUUCCAGAGUCUUUCGUCGUUGAACCAGAACAAGAAGAGCCAUUCCUUGUGCCAUCGGGGAAAAGGUCUAAGAAGGACAAGAAGAAGGCCAAACGCCAAUCCGUACUCGAAGAGCCUACCGAGUCAAUCGAACAAGAAGUUCACAUUGAUGCGCCAAUCCCGGGUUUUCCACUUGCAGAGCGUGAACCGUCGAUCCAAGUAGCAGACGAUCCUUUGACUUUGACGCCCGACAAGGUCAAACCCCAAACCACAUUCGAUGAAGGGACCACGGAAUCAAUCGACCGCGACGUUCCCGUUCAUAUCCCAAGUGUGGAUUUGCCUCUUGCAGACCACGAGCCGCCGUCAAGCCAACCGCAGGACGAUAGUGCCCAACCCCAAGAGGAUCCUUUUCUUUGGACGUCCAACAAGGAAGCAACAUUUGAUAAAGAGCUCACGGAGUCAAUCGAACGUGACGUUCCCAUCGAUACCCCUAGUGUGGAUUUGCUAGCACCAGAAGACGAGCCGUCGGAGCCUCGGGCUAUUGACGAACCUGAAGAGGACCCGUUCACUUUCACGUCCAGCAAGAAGAGCAAGAAGGAUAAGAAGAAGGCCAAGCGCCAGUCCGUAUUCAAUGAGGUUCCUGAGGAGUCAAACGAACGAGAAAUUUCUGUCAACUCCUCGAGUGCGGAGCUCCCACCAGCAGAAGUCGAACCGCCGCAGCAGGAGGAGGUUGAGGGCAUCGUUGAACCUGACGAGGAUCCUUUCACUUUCACGUCCAGCAAGAAGAGCAAGAAGGAUAAGAAGAAGGCCAAGCGCCAGUCCGUAUUCAAUGAGGUUCCUGAGGAGUCAAACGAACGAGAAAUUUCUGUCAACUCCUCGAGUGCGGAGCUCCCACCAGCAGAAGUCGAACCGCCACAGCAGGAGGUUGAGGGCAUCGUUGAACCUGACGAGGAUCCUUUCACUUUCACGUCCAGCAAGAAGAGCAAGAAAGACAAGAAGAAGACUAAGGGUCAAUCAAUCUUUGAGAACACUGUAGACUCAUGCACUGAGGACACCCCCAUUGAAGUGACUGAUUCAGGGCCCGAACCGGUUUCCGCACAGGAAUUGGCACCGCUGCUCCCGACCGGGAAGAAGAGCAAAAAGGAUAAGAAGAAAUCCAAAGCAUGGACUGCAUUUGAAGAGACUCCUGAAGCGCCAUCUGGAGAUGUCUCCGCCAGCGCUGCAGAGCAAACACUAGCCGUUCAACCUAUAGAUGAUGCGGAAGAUCCAUUUGUUCCCGCGUCAACAGGAAAGAAGAGCAAGAAGGACAAGAAGAAGCGUGCCGCUUGGACUGCAUGGGAGGAUACUGAGCCGGGCCAAGUUGAGCCUGUCGGGGAUGUGGCUGCACCCUCCGAAACCGCUUUGGAGGAUGCUCCUCUCGCAGGAACUCCCAUCGAGGAAUCUCCAAAACUAGACGUUCCUGCUAACACAGAAUCUCAACGCGAAGUCCCUGUGGAACAAGACUCAGAAAACCAGAUAAGGGCUGAAGAGCCUGUUGCUACCACUCCCGACGAGCCUGAGACCUUCGAGCCUGUACGCAAAGGCAAGAAAAAGAAGAGAGAGAUAAGAAAAAGCAAGGCUAAAUUUCAAGAUGAGCCCUUCAUGUCAAAUCCCGAUGUGGAGGAACAGGUCACGCAGCCAACGGACACAGCAAAAACACUCGAGGAACACGAAAGCGACUCAGUCACUUUACCUGAGUGGAACAUCAGCCCUCCUGUGGCUGAACUGGAUGAUGGCCACGUACGGAAGAUUCCUCUUCCGCCGGUGACUGAAGACGAGAAUCUCGAGGAUGGGGUCGAGCCGGACGACCAACCAAUUUCGGAUGACAUCGACGGACCCUUCGAAUCACCGCAUGACAAAUUAUCUCGGGAUCUCGAACCGAUGCAGGACCUCGCGGAUAUUUCGCAGAUCCUCAAUAAACCGGAGAGUGCUCAAGCCGAGCAGCAUCAGCCCACUUAUCUGCCUGAAUUCUCUGACAUGGACUGCGACCUUUUGGGUACCUCUGAAGUUGUGACCGACCCUCAUGCUGCAACAGAAGACAUUGAAGCUACACAACACCAGGUCCAAUCCCCUGUUGAGGCCACGAUUGUGCCUGGCCACUUACAGGAUGUUCAUGAGCCACAAGCCGAACAUCCAGCCACCCGACUGGAAGAAACAAAUGAUGUCUCAAUUGACGCCGCCACAGUUCCACUUCUGACUGUAGAGGACGGGGGUCUUGACAAGCCUAUCGAAACCGAGCAUGCACCUGCUGAGACAGUUCCUGCUGAAGAAUUCAAUGUCGUCCAAGAUCAGGAUAUUGCAGAAGCUGUUGAAGAAAAAGGUGUUGAAGCUGAAUUGGAACCGGCAGUGGCCUGGACAGCGAAAAAGGACAAGAAGAGCAAGAAAAAGAAGAAAGGAGCAAAGGCUGCUGAACCUGAACCGAAGGAGCCGGUUACCCUCGCUGAUCGGGACAUGACCACCGAUCAAGGCGUAGAAACCCUUGAGGCACCAGGGUUACUAGUAUCAGACGAAGCCAGACCGAGCCCGGCCGAAGAAUCAACUUCUCUUUCUGAACCCACCGAAACCAUAUUACCCGAGACAGCUAAUAUGCCAAUUGAACAGCCUGUCGAGGCCGAUGGUAGCGAAUGGACGCAACCGAUCAAAAAGUCGAAAAAGGACAAGAAGAAGAAACGGAAGGGUCUCGUCAUCGAGGAAGAUCAGCCUGCUGGAGCUAAGACUACUCUUCAACCGCAAUUGGGCAUUUCAACCCAAGCCGACGUUUCUGCCAUCGAAGUCAAGGAGCCGGAGGGGGGCAUGGCUAUAAGUGAUGCGACAGCGGAUGAUUCUGCUCCCAUCGAAGCUACUGAACCGCCGCUCCUUGAUUCACAACUCACAGCUGCAGCAGAGGCCACUGUACCUGGACCUGUGGUCGGGGCUGAACAGGAAGUCAUGGACUCCGUUACUUUGGACACGGAAGCGCCUGCUGAUGUUGACGAGGAAUGGAGGGUGCCAUCGAAAAAGUCGAAAAAGGACAAGAAAAACAAGCGGAAGAACAUUGGCAUCGAAUCAGAGGCACCCAUCCAAACCAAAAACAUACCGCAAUCAGAGGAGGGUCCUACUCAAGUUGGAACUUCGGGUACGCAAGAGGAGCCACCACUGGAAACUCCCCCAGGUUCAGAUAUGAUCGAGCCCGUUCUUUUGGUCGAGGAUGCUAAAACUGCCACCAAUCCGUUAGAUUCCACGUUCGCAGCUGAGCCUCCUGCGCCUAAAUCCAUGGCUGUUGUGGAGGCUGAAUCUGGAGAUUUGCCUACCCCUAUUCCAGAGACCCAGGCUGAGGCGGUCGAAGAGGAAUGGGCUGUGCCAUCGAAGAAGUCAAAGAAGGACAAGAAGAAGCGUAAGGGCCAGCAGGCAGUUGCUGAGGAAUCGCUCGAGCAGUCGAGCACCUCCACCCCCGUGGUAUCAUCGGCCCCGGAUCCUGACUUCACACCCGCGCUCACCAAAGCGGAAAAGAAGAACAAGAAGAACAAGAAGAAGACUGCUGGAUUAGCUUCCUACUUUGACGGGCCUGAAGUUCCAACCCCACCCGCUAAGGAUGAAAUCGUGGACACGAAUGUCGUACCAAUGGUCGAGGAAUUGGCUGCCGUCGAUCAACACGGUUCUUCUGAACACCUGACUGCUGAGGUUUCAACCGACGCCAAAAACGAGGAGCCAGCCAGUUCUGUGCCGGAUCGCUCGAUUGCAACCACUAAACCUACGCCGGAAGAGGAGGCAGUUGAUGACUUCGCAACCCCUCACGAACAGCCUAAGGCUUUAAGAACAGAGGAGCCCAUCAAUCCAGCUUCAGACCGCUCAGUUGAAAUUCCUCGGCUCACAUUGGUUGAGGAAUCCGCCGUCGAAGAGAUGCCAGAGGAUUUCGCAACCCCUCUUGACCAGGUCGAUGCUCCAGAAGAGUUUUUCCCCGUCACGAAAGGAGAGAAAAAGGGCAAGAAGUCAAAGAAGCAGCCAUUCCUGUUUGAGGAUGUAGGUGAAUCCGCUGUUGCCGAACCUUCUUCUGUUAGUGAGCCCGUUGAACAGCCCUUCACUGUCACGUCGAGUAAGAAGGGCAAGAAGAAAGGCAAAAAGGCAAAAUCAACAACUCCUUCAGACCUGGCAACCCCAAGGGACGCUUCACCAGAACGUGAUACAAUGGAAGUACCUGAAGGUGCUCAGGCUCUGAAAUCAACGGAUGUGGAGAUUAAAGACAGCAGUAUGGAAACGCAAGAUCGCGCCACUCCCGACAACCAAGCGGCUGAAAUGGCAGAAUUUGUGGACGAUGGCCCCAACACUGAUCUUGUUUCUUCUCUGGAGGUUUCAGAACCGCAGUACGAUCGUGAUGACCUUGAACGUGGUACUCGCCCGGAGGAAAUCAGUCAACCCCCAGACUUGCCUAUCACUGAAUUCAAUGACGAUGCACCCUCAUCAAUCCCAUCGGUUGCGGAAUCUCUCUUUGGGCAACCUACUUCGAUGGAGCGAAGUUCAUAUUUCCCGGAAUUGCCGCAAGAAUCGAGUACCGCCUAUCACGUACCACAGACUGCUGAGAGAGAUGUCGAUUUCGCUGCGGCUGCAACUGCAGGCCUAGUCAGCGCAGGAUUCUCGGCUACGCUAGCCGAAUCUGCCUUCAACGAUGAUGAUGUCCAUCAAUCUGGUCCACGCAAAGCUGGAUCUGAAAGGGGGGUCCUCGAAGACCACAUUUCAAGCAAAGCUACUACUACUCCAGGCCCCUCACCCGCACUUAAGGCGGAGAGUAAUACAUUCAGCCCGGAAGCUGUACUCGAUGACCCUGUCUUCUCUCGUUCACAUAGCCCGCAAGAAGCGUUGGAUACUACGGACGACCUCCCUCCUAUUCUUCAACGGCCAAGGAAGAAGCGCAGCUCGGGUUCUCGUUCACCACCUGGAAGUCCUCCACCUUCUGCUGUUGAGCGUGCCGUCACCGAGGAUGCUCCUCCUGCAGAAGCAUUAGCUGAGGCGGCAAUAUCAGAUUUGGAGGAAGAAUUCCCCGUGACAAAGACGAAGAAGAAGAAAGGCAAGAAAGGCAAGAAGGCGAAGCAGGCUUCUAUGGCUGCAGAGACAAACACUACGCAAGAAGCAGCUGCAAUUGAACCGGAGGAUCGGGCAGUCCUAGCUGAUAAUUCGGUCGGAGAUCUUCACGACCCCUCUACCUCUCAGAAAUAUGAACUCGAGAAUCCGGUGGAGGUAUCAAAUCAGGAACUGGAGAAGACGACUGCAACGACACACGACCCCCCUUCUACGCCUCGGGAUAUCGAGUCCUCAUCUACGCCAACGGGGCGGCGAAUAAAACCAAUGCGCAAGCCAAGCACGAAAGGCAAGAAGGGAAAGAGAGGCAGCACACUGCCGUGGGAGGAGCAAGAGGAGCGAUCGGGAACUCGAGGCGAGAUUAGCGGAGCAUUGGGAGCAGGGUUGGGAAUUGCAUCUGCAACCGCACUGAAGGGCAUGGCAAGGAAAAGUCAAGAUAGUUCAACCCAAGACCAGGAGAACGAGGAGCUCGGUGAACAUGGCAUCGAGACGAGAGAUUUUGCUGCAGCCAUAGAUUCCCCGCAGCGGCAAUCACCUUCCGCCGCAGGAGCACGACAGACAAGCGUUGUUUCAUCGGUAUCCCCUAACCUUGAAAGGGUCAAGCGGAAAGCCGCGGCAAAUACAGCUGAGCCUCCAUCGAAGGCCCAUCACAUAUGGGAUAUUCGCGACUACGUUCAGGAACCAACAUGGGCAUCCCCACAAGAGCAUCGUGACAGUGCUGUCCACAUUGGCGGGUCACCCCAGACAAAGAGCCUGCCAUUGAUGCCGGAUACAACGAGAGACAGUGGCUAUCACGAUACACCGAUUCUUCUGCCACCUGAGCACCAUGCACCCAGGAGUGUAGAUACUCACGAGAGCACUCCGCCCCUAUCCAGCAACAUGCCUAGCUCGAAGGAGCAGCUUCAGGGUUCUGACGAAGUUGGAUCGGAUUGGGAAGUCUCGGCUCAUCCAACACUAGUUGAUGAAUUGCAAAGAGACAUGGUACCUCCCCGCAGCCGUCCGGUAUCCCUCGCGGAGGGUACUGCUCCCCCUUCUACCUUCACAUCACCAAUGGAUGCUACCACGAAGGCUAGAACUUCGUACCUUUUCAGCUCCUCUCCUUCGAUCAGAGAUACUCCUAUACGCCGACCAAGGACGCCGGAUGAGUCAAGACAAGCUAUCCCAGAUGAGGAUCUGACACCAUCCAUUGCUGGUAGAACUCCAACCAGUCCUUCUGAUACCGGAGCCUUGUCAAUGGCACCCCGUGGUUCAGGCGAUCAAUCAAGCCCGUCUCCUUUCGGUACUGGAUCAAGCAUGCGAUCGCUUGGAAGAGACUCAACGAUGACUCCAUCAAGGAACCUUGCAACGAUCGAGGAGCAGGGCUCUGAGCCGGGUUCGUCUCCAUUGAGCCACAAGGCCCAACGCACAUCUCCUCCAGAGGCCAGUCUUCAUCACCGAUUCCGAUCUCUAUCACCACCCGAACAUGCAAGUCCUGAUCAUGAACAUAGAGAUUCCGCUGGUCUUGACCAUGUCUUGGCUCAAUCCCCUCGUUCGCCUCACACUCUUGAUCUCCCAGCAGACUCGGCUCGUUCUUUAGGAUCCCCGUCACUACAAUCUCCAAGGGAUCUUCGAUCACCUCCUCCAAGCAGCGAGAGAUCCAUAGCCGUCAAUCGACUUCGUAGUCCUUUACAUUCAGGAACAAGAACCCCUGACUCCGCAGGACAACGACGACCGUUGAGUGCAAUGAGCGCUCACAGCCACCACAGCCACGGCUCCAACCAAUCACUUAGGCGCACGGACCGCAGUUUGUCAGGUGAUCUCCGAAUCGCCAGCCGCCUUAGUGAAACCCAAGAACCUGGCGCGACAAGAGGUUCAACACCUGCACCCAUUCACUCCGCGCCGUUGUCGCUUUUGGGCAUCGCGGCGCAGGAUCAGGAUUCGCCUCGUAACAUUUCACCUCCAGGAUUUGGCGAAGCCGGUCCGUCCGAUUAUGACAAGUUCAGUGAAGUGAGCGACAAGGGCAAGAAUCGCGCUGUUGCCAACGCGAUGGGUGAUGUUUUCGUGAGUAUAGCUCUCUCCUACCACCAUAAUGCUUCCAUCUUCGGAUAUGCUCGGGGAUGAUGCAACUUAUCUAGCAACUGAGUUGAUAGCUGACAUUGCUC
Eremomyces bilateralis CBS 781.70 is the source of this 14093-nucleotide messenger RNA. RefSeq lists its product as uncharacterized. The coding region runs from base 85 to 14052 and encodes 4655 amino acids. The transcript has a single exon. Lineage: Eukaryota; Fungi; Ascomycota; Dothideomycetes; Eremomycetales; Eremomycetaceae. The record is from RefSeq and is a predicted model, not a curated record.